AGGGGCUCUUGUGGGGAGCUAUACGUAAGGAAAAACACGUGCGUGAGUAGGUUUUGCAUACAUAAAUUGAAAGGCGAUUAUAAUAUGUUCUCGCGAUCUCUCGUUGUCGAUUGAUCUUAAGAUGUACAUUGGUACUUUGAGGAAAAAAAAAAAAAAAAAAAAAACAUGUUUCACAAUUGCCACACUACGCGCCUGUACAGCCAUGUGAUCGAGGCACACUUGAUAGUCGAGAAAGAAUUGCCCAUGUAUUUUAAAAAUAAAUUUUCUGUCCGACGAUCUCAGCCUCGGGGACAUGUUACGGAUACGCAAGUUGUCCGCGAACGGAGACACUGAACCGCAGCGAUGACCCGCCGAGCCGAUAAGAAGAAGAAACAGGCGCGCGCCCGAACGUUACUUCAUAUCCACUGCCCGAAAAACUCAGCCGAGCUCACAAUUAUACAAUUAUAUAGCCACCAAGACCGGUGAGCCCUCGAAUUAUCGUAUACGUAUAAUCAAUCAUGGUCGUACCGAUCGAGCUUUCAACUAGACUUUUCGGGAAAGGAGCUUGAAUUGGAUUGUCAGAGGUGGGUAUUAUAUCGAGAGGGAGAACAUGUGGCCGAGACCGACGAGGAUGCGACGCGCGUGGCCGGUGCUCGUUUUCGUGCUCCUGGCCGCGGGUGGCUUGCUACUGUUCGCCAAAAGUGGCCAGAACGAGGACCCGCGGUACGACCCGGCCCGUGAUUUCGUCCACCUGGAACUGUCGGAAGGGCAAAGGGAGUACAUCGACAAGCGGGGCGUGCACGUGGUCGUCGGACACUACGUCGGCAACUCCAUGGACUCGUUGCAAGUUCCGAACAUCACAAAAGAGCUGAUCAACAAAAAUAUGUUCGAUCCGCGCGCCUACGAGGGAACCAAUGGCUCACCGGUUCAGAUACCCGCGAAGGAUUUUCAGUUGAUGCAACAGUUGUUUCAAAUCAAUCGGUACAAUUUGUUGGCCAGCGACAGGAUACCGCUGAACCGAUCCCUACCGGAUGUCAGGAAGAAAAUGUGCACGUCGAGGUACGCGAAUUUAUCCGAUCUGCCGACCACGUCGGUCAUCAUUGUUUUUCACAACGAGGCGUGGAGCACCCUACUGCGCACCGUGCACAGCGUGAUCAACCGAUCGCCCAAGCGUUUGCUCAAGGAAAUCAUCCUCGUCGACGACAGCAGCGACAGAGAGUUCCUGAGAAGGCCGUUGGACAAGUACGUGGCGCUGCUGGAGGUACCGACGCGGGUGCUGAGAUCAGCCAAUCGGAUCGGCCUGGUUAACGCGAGACUGAUGGGCGCGAGUCAAGCCCGAGGGGACGUUUUGACUUUUUUGGACGCACACUGUGAGUGUACGGCUGGAUGGCUGGAGCCACUUUUGGAAGCAAUAUUUAAGAAUCGAACGAGAGUCGUGUCACCAGUGAUCGACAUCAUCAACGACGAUACCUUCAGCUACACUAGGUCCUUCGAGUUGCACUGGGGCGCGUUCAAUUGGGACCUACACUUUCGAUGGCUGAUGCUGAACGGCGCCCUUUUGCGCGAGCGCCGCGAGAACGCGGUCGACCCCUUUAAGACACCGGCGAUGGCCGGGGGCCUUUUUUCCAUGGAGCGCGACUACUUCUUCGAGCUGGGCAGCUACGACGAGCGCAUGAGGAUCUGGGGCGGUGAGAACCUCGAGCUGUCCUUUCGGGUCUGGCAGUGCGGGGGUAGCGUCGAGAUAGCCCCCUGCUCGCACGUCGGCCACAUAUUCCGCAAAUCCUCGCCCUACACCUUCCCCGGGGGCGUGGACGAUGUGCUCUACGGGAACCUGGCGAGGGUCGCUCUCGUCUGGAUGGACGACUGGGGCAAAUAUGGGCCACUCAUUGGAGCGAUCGAUGAGGGUACAAGUAGUGCAAGAUUCCUGGUAUUUACAGCCAAUACUGCCGAGGUUUUGACAUAUCAUCAAAAGAAGUUGAAACUUUCUUAUCCUCAAGAAGGAUGGGUUGAACAAGAUCCAAUGGAAAUAUUAGAAGCUGUUCAUGAAUGUCUCAAUCAAACUGUAGAAAAUUUAAAACAGCUGAUGAUUAAUCCAGCUGAUAUUGUUGCUAUUGGAAUCACGAACCAGAGAGAAACAACUAUUGUUUGGGAUAGUCAAACUGGAAAGCCGUUGUACAAUGCUAUUGUUUGGAUGGAUAUGAGAACCACCACAAUUAUUGAUGCAAUCUUGAAAAAAGUUAGGAAUCACAACAAAGAUUAUCUCAAAUCUCUUUGUGGCUUACCAAUAAGUCCUUAUUUUAGUGCAUUAAAGUUGAAAUGGCUCAUGGAAAAUGUACGUGAAAUUCAAGAGGCCAUCAAAGAUAAUCGAUGCAUGUUUGGAACUGUAGAUUCUUGGCUAAUAUGGAAUUUGACAGGUGGAGCUAAAGGAGGAGUCCACUGUACAGACGUAACAAAUGCUUCUAGAACAAUGCUAAUGAAUCUUGUUAGUUUGAAAUGGGAUCCAUAUUUGUUGUCUUUCUUUGAGAUUCCUGAAAGUCUGCUGCCGCAAAUUCGUAGUUCAUCUGAAAUCUAUGGCAACAUAGAUGAAGGAGUUUUACAGGGUAUUCCGAUAUCAGGGUGCUUGGGAGACCAACAAGCUGCUAUUGUUGGUCAAAUGUGCUUUCAGCAUGGCCAAGCCAAAAGUACUUAUGGAACUGGAUGUUUCCUUUUAUACAACACUGGAACUAAAAUUGUUGAAUCAGCUCAUGGUUUAUUGACAACAGUAGCAUAUCAGUUUGGGCCAAAUGCUGAUCCUGUUUAUGCAUUAGAAGGUUCUGUUGCUAUAGCUGGAGCUAUUGUCAGAUGGUUACAAGAAAAUCUUGAAGUGAUAUCUGAUGUGAAGGAAACUGAAACUAUUAUUGAAAAACUCAGUACAGAUAAUAGAAUUAUUUUUGUUCCCGCUUUUUCUGGUCUUUAUGCUCCUUAUUGGCGAAAAGAUGCUAGAAGUGUUAUCUGUGGUAUCACAGAAGAUAUUAAUUAUGGUCACAUUGUAAAAGCAGCACUCCAGUCAGUUUGUUUCCAAGUUCGUGAUAUUCUUGAAGCCAUGAAAGAAGACACUGGCAUGACUUUAACCAAAUUAUUGGUCGAUGGUGCUAUGACAAGUAAUAAUGCUCUUAUGCAGAUGCAAGCCGACAUUUGUGGCGUACCAGUAGUGAGACCUGUGAUGUGUGAAAUAACUGCGCUAGGAGUUGCAAUCGCAGCUGGCUCUGCAGAAGGAAUUAAAAAAUGGGAUAUUAACGUAGGUGCUAAUGUACCAAGUGAUACUUUUACUCCAGCAAUAUCGGAGAACGAACGUGAUAUACUUUAUUCUGAAUGGAAAAAAGGUAUUGAAAGAAGUCUUGAUUGGGAGACUGAGGUCGCUUCUGAGGACGAGGAGGACACCAAUAAGAUGACAGCACCAGGGUUAUUUAUGUUCAGCACCAUAUUGCUACUCAUUUACGCGAGGUUUCGAUUACGAAGCUAGCCUUGCUAUAAGAAAAAUAUGAAAAGCAAAGUAUUUUCUUGAACCGUUACCGAAUCGCAUAGCAGUUGUUUUCCGAAAUAUUGCAUUUAGUGCUUUGUUACAAAAAAAGUUUCCUACAGGAACCAAAAACCGAACAAUUAUUUGUUAAAAUAGAUUUAUAUAUUUGUAAAAACUUUUUUUCUACAGAAUAUUUACACAAGUACGUCUUAUGGUAAUGACAAGCUGUGCGGGAUUAUGUUAAUUUUUAACUUUGUUAUUUCAUAAAAAUAUUUUUACAUUGCGUACAUUAAAAACUCAAGUCUUCAAAAAAAGUCUUAGUUUCCUAUAUUCAGUACUUAAAAAGAAAUUUUUGUGAAAUAUAUGUCAGCAUUGUAUCAAAACAUCCUUUCAAGUAGCAUCCGAAAAUAGUGCUAGCAUAAUAGGCUUAUUGAUCUUUUUCUUUUAGCAUGUUAUCAAGGUGCUGAAACAUAUUAAUUACAAGGGAUGUUAAUAACCU
Copidosoma floridanum is the source of this 3977-nucleotide messenger RNA. RefSeq names its product glycerol kinase. Gene Ontology annotation, molecular function: glycerol kinase activity. The record is from RefSeq and is a predicted model, not a curated record. Gene Ontology annotation, cellular component: mitochondrion. NCBI's taxonomy places the organism in Eukaryota, Metazoa, Arthropoda, Insecta, Hymenoptera, Encyrtidae. Gene Ontology annotation, biological process: glycerol-3-phosphate metabolic process; carbohydrate metabolic process.